This is a messenger RNA of Magallana angulata, 4984 nucleotides long. RefSeq lists its product as uncharacterized. The transcript has 2 exons. The coding region runs from base 872 to 3262 and encodes 796 amino acids. NCBI's taxonomy places the organism in Eukaryota, Metazoa, Mollusca, Bivalvia, Ostreida, Ostreidae. The record is from RefSeq and is a predicted model, not a curated record.
CAAAAUAUUGCUGCACCUACUCAACAAGCACCAGAUGACAAUCAUAAUCAUGCUCAACAACAAAAUCUGGAUCAGCAACCAGCCACACAAGGUCAAGAUUCACAAACUCAUGUACAUACACCACCUGCUCACAAUGACCCAACGCCACCGGUAGAUGUACCACAUCACCAAAAACACACUGCAAAUACACCCGCCGUACCCGCCCCUCACACACCACCAACACUUCAUGACUCGAACAAAAAGUGGAAGUUGAACAGGUUGUUAGCUGGCAGGUAUAAACAUGGUAGAAGAGAAAUUCGAGUUGAGUGGAAAAAUGGUUCAAGAACUUGGGAACCUGACAGUUCUUUUGACAGGGAAAUGCUUGAAGAAAUUGAUAAGAAAUUUACCAAACAUGGAAAACGUAGGAAAACUUGCUUCAAGCAUAAAUAUUAGACUGGUAACGAAAAAAAAUAAUAAAAUAUUGAAAAUUGUAUCAGUAAGACAAAGUAUGAUGGUAUCAAAAGGCCUUAAAUAAAAUGCAAAAAAAAGCAGGUUUUAGACACUAGGGCAGACACACUAAACAGGUAUAUAGAUUUUGCAGUCCUCUGUAACUUUGUAGAUAUCUGCAGAUCUACUGUGCACACAUUAUUUUUUUUUCUUCGCUAUCUCCCUAAUUUUAUUAUUUUUUUUUUUAUUUUUUUUUUAACGCCCCUUCCAAAAUUUAGGGGUUAGAGCGGUCAAAAUUUUGUACAUACUAUGUAUGAUACAGUGCGUAGUGCUAGUUAGUUUGGAUGACGAUUCAAAUUAACACCGACUGUUCCUACUUCCUCCUCAAAUUUUUUUUUCUUUUUGCUAUUUUGUAGCACCAUUACGGGGGAUCCUGCAUAGUUUCAUGUUCCUUUUGGUGGCCUUACUAGUUCUUGACACUGCAUCAUCAUCAUCAAUUAAGACAAAAGAAAAUAUCAUCCAUAGGAUCAAUUAUGGAGUUUUGUUCAAGGAAGAGCCAAACAUCAUCCUUGCACAAGAAUAUUGGUUAAACACCUUCAGAAUCCCACUCCCAAAGAGGUUUGCCAUUCCCCAACAAGUUCUGAAAUGUCCCCAAUCAGAACAAUAUUGCAUGACUUAUAAUAACAUUGCUAGAUUCAUUCAUAGUUUACAUGUAGAAGUUAUGAGCCACUACAAUGAAACAAUGCAAUCAAUUCGGGUUCUGAUUCCAAGUGUAGACCUUAAGGUUCAACAAAGGAGACAGACAAGGUCAUUAUUACCAUUUGUAGGUUCAUUGUCCAAAAGUCUUUUUGGCACAGCCACAAUGGAUGAUGUAAAUAUACUUGCGUCCCACAUUAACAUGUUGACAAGGCACACUAACCAAAUGGCUAAACUUCUGGUUCAACACAAUGAUCACUUAUCAUCGUUCAUGCAACUAACCGAUUCACGUAUUAAUAAUUUGAAAAAUGGAAUUAAAAACAAUGCACAAGCUAUUUCACUUUUGGCUAACAAACUUUCUAACAUUGACCAAUUAGUAGCUACUGUAACAAACUUUUCAGAAAUAUUGGUCAACCAAGUCAACAAAGUUACUGUUUUUAAGAACAGACUUGACAAGCUAGAAACAUCUAUUCAAACAUUAGUCGAGGGAAAGCUCUCACCAUUUCUAAUUUCAAAAACUCUACUUAUGCAUACCAUUCGUCAAAUUUCGUCAUUGUUGAGAAAAUCUUACAAAGGGUUUGAGCUUGUUCACACUGAUCCUUCCUAUUUUUAUUCUGAAGGUCAAUUUGUUUAUGCUAGACAGGGAACCACAUUAUAUGUAACGAUUAAAUUUCCAAUUUCUUCUCAACAAAGUAGCAUGCCAUUGUACAAAGUGGUAUCCAUGCCUGUCCCCAUGUCUAGCAAUGCCUCUACUGGACAAGCUACACAAUUGUUAUCAUUACCAGACUAUUUUGCAAUCACUCAACAUCAUGAUAAAUAUAUUCAGUUGAAAGAAAAGGACCUGAUAAACUGUCAGCAGGACAAAACUGUAGUGUGUAAUACUAACUAUGCACUGACACCCAUUACUAAAAAUAGUUGCAUUUUAGCACUUUAUUUUAACAAUGCAAAGGAUGUUCAUCGUCACUGUCAGUUUCGCUAUCUUCAGGGCUAUACAUUUGAACCAUCUAUUGUAGAAUUAACACCAACUUCUGUGUUACUAUAUCAUAGUCCACGCAUUUCAUUAGACUGCCCUUCAGAACAGAAAAUGUUACCAGGAUGUCAAUUUUGUAUCUUAAAUAUUCCAUGCAGAUGCUCUCUGCAAACAUCCAGCCUUUAUUUUGCUCCCCGAUUGGUAAAUUGUUACAAUCAAACAAAAUCCUUUUCAGUUGCACACCCUGUCAAUUUGGCUUUAUUACAGGAAUUUUUCGAGCACUCCAAACUGUCUCAUAUCUGGCCAAAUUCCACUUUUUCCAAUCCUGUUUCAUUUUCUAUUCCUGAAUUUCAAUUAUUUAAUCAUUCAUUCAAUCAAGUUUUGGUCAAUGAUGCAAAAAGUCACUUGAAUCUUACAAAAAUGGUCCAAGCUACCAUAAAAGAAAAGAAAAUAUUUCAACAUUUAGCAGAGCCCUUGAUAGAUGGAGAAAUUGACAUCACCCCACCGUGGCCCUCAACUAAUGAUAUGCUAACAAUGGUUGCUAUUAGCAUAGCAGUAUUAGCACUAGCAUGUUCCAUCCUCCUAUUCUGUAAACUUAGAAAAAUGCACAUUGCCCUGAUGCUCCUUCAAAGUGUUCAACAAGUUAAAUCUGAGGUUGCAACCAACCCAUCAUUUAAUUUAGUUUAUAACCGGUUAACUACUACAGCACCUGAAACAGCUGAGUCUUCAAAUUCAUGGUUAAAAGAUGAAUUUUCAUUAUUACAUGCUUCAGUUAUAAGUGGCAUUUUAUGUUUCAUUUUGAUUAUUAUUAUUUUCAUGUGGCUUUAUCGGAGAAAAUACAAAAAACAUACUUUUCUUGCUUUAGAACUCACUUCAGGUGGUGACUGUGUUCUACUCCCCAUUAUGCAUUUGUCACUGUGUCCUUCUUAUUAUGACAUCCCCACACCUAAUAUUGGUGAUAUAUCCAUUUCACCCUUUCCAUACAAUAAAGUUUAUGCAAAUUGGCUACAUUUUGGAAUCACAGACAAACGAACAGAGAAAACUAUUUUUGUACCCACAGUCAUUUCUACUAACAUUUUUACAGGAUAUAAGAUCACACAAAUUCUUAAACAACCUUUCAGCGCCUAUGUUGUGUUGAUUCAUCACAACUAUGCACAUGCACUUAAUUGACCUACGACAAUCUAAUAUUAGCAGCAUCAUCCAAUUGGUUUAUCACAUUUUAAUUUGUCAAAAUUAUCCAACAUUUUGUUACUUUGCUUUUCGGAACCUGCUGUCUCUACAAUUGAUUUGUCAUUUUUGUUUCUCCAUAAUGAAUCACAGGACUUGUAUUGCCAUUUCAUUUCUCUCCUUUUGGUAUGUUCUUUUUGUAUAUACACUGUCAAAUAUUGAAUAUUUUAUGUUUUUAUUGCACAUUUUAGUCUCUGACAAUUUCAGGUUCCUAUGACUUUUUUUUUGCAAAUAUCUCCCUUUGUACAGGUAUACAUAUAUAGGUAUUUUCUGUUUGUCUGUAACUUUUUUUUUUAUGUCUUUCUCUUGUUUCUAAAUUUGAGCUUCCGAGGUCGAAAGCAAUUGGAGCAAGGGGGAAAAUAGUCAUAACACCAAAUUUUAUUUUUAAAUAAACAUUUGUGGGAAGACAGAUAUGUAUUAAAUAAUUUCAUGAUUUAUGAAAUUCAUAAUUUGGGACUAUAAUUUUGGUUUUUGAUAACAUUUUCAGAGUUGAUUUUUUUUUUUACAGAUGUCUCUUUAUUAUGCAAUAUAAAUACGACAUACAAAUGUCCUUUUUUGGUGUUACCUGGGUAAAUUAGUCUUUUCAAAAAAAAACCGCAAAGGUGCUUCCGCUUAUAAAAACAUUGGCCUGACACGCUAAUGGAACUCCAUUGUAUAUAUGUAAUUGAUUUACUUUGAGCUGUUACUGACCAAUGUUUAAUCACAUCGAUGCCCAAGUGAUUAUGUAAUAAUAUUUAGUUCCUUUUGUUAGUUUGUCUUUUUUUUGUAAAGAAGGCCGCAAGGCCUGAGGUCAAGCACAGGUGUACCUAUUAUCUCAAUUAUCGUGACUAUCUUUUUAAGGUCACGUGAUUGCUCAUUUUAAAUAAUCUUCUUUAUUAGGAAAUUUUUUACAACUUUGUUUCGGUAAAUCAACCAAUCCUAAAUUCUGAUUGGCUAAAAUCCUGGAAUCCAAAGACGCAGGUUUGUCGGUGGAAAUGCGCCCAAGCUUGGUCACUUCCAUCGACGCCAUCCUAAAUAAAACAUCUGAUAACAAUUAUUAUACUUAUAUCUUCUUUCUUUGGAUUUCCAGGUAUGUAAAUUUAAGUUUUCAUUUAUUUGCAAUUAGAUAUAAAGUCACCUUGAUAAAGGAUAGUGUAUUUUUUAUUUUGUACAUAAUCCUGUUUUUAUUAUCUUCUAAAUUUGAGCUUUUAGUAAAGUCUUUAAAAGUUAAAUUAAAGUCAUCAUCUAUUAGGUAACGUGCAACAUGACCUCAUUUAGUGUACAGUACUUUAUAGAUUAUAGAUUGUAUUUUUUAAUAAUUUUUUUGGUGUAUAUCAUAUUUAGCUACAGUCUCCAGUCAUAUUUUUAUAUCACAUUUAUUUUUAUGCAUAUCAUAAGAAAAGUAGAUUUUGAAUUUGGCGCUUUUAUUUAUUCCCGCGCUCUUUUAUGAAAAGAGGUAAAAAGGUUGUUUGUUUAUAAUACAUGUCUAACGGGAUCAUAAGUGUUAGGAUGUUCGCAUUAAAAUUCCACCGUAGAGGACGAGCCAUAUUUGGAAAGCUCCCACGAGUAGAGCUGUUAAUUGAUCCAACAAGGAUAAUAUCCCUCAAAGCGAGUUAUUUCCCCUUUUAUAACGAAAAUAAUAAUAACACGGGAAAACACCCAAAGUAACAACGUGUUAGAAAGGUA